This is a messenger RNA of Amaranthus tricolor (Joseph's coat), 1695 nucleotides long. RefSeq lists its product as uncharacterized. Gene Ontology annotation, biological process: ribosomal small subunit assembly; rRNA processing. NCBI's taxonomy places the organism in Eukaryota, Viridiplantae, Streptophyta, Magnoliopsida, Caryophyllales, Amaranthaceae. The transcript is spliced from 2 exons. Gene Ontology annotation, cellular component: UTP-C complex; CURI complex. Bases 252 to 1163 code for a protein of 303 amino acids. The record is from RefSeq and is a predicted model, not a curated record.
AAACUGUAAAAAAGGCAAACUCAAAAAUCGAGAAGACGAAGUACUACUCGACGCCGCCGUUUUGCAACCAACAAAACCCUAAUUCGUAAAAACCCAAAAGCAAAAUUUCUAAUUGUAAACCCUAACAUUUGGGUGAUACCGCGCUAUGAGAAUUCGGAGAUAUUCAGGAAUCGAUCUAUGGUGUAUAGUAUCACGAGUACUACCAUUUUUCACCAGCCACAUCUGCCUUAAAUCACUGUUUCUGCCUUGAGAUGGGAAGUAGCAAAUCAAAAAAGAAAGUAAGCAAGAUUAAAAUAAGCAUUAGGAAGCUAAAUGAAAAUGGUGACUGUACAAGGCUGGUAAGCCCUUUUGAUUAUGAUGACAAGUAUUCUAUUGUCGACAAGAAUGAGGGUGGUAUAGCCGAAGCAGAUACACAAGCAGUUAAGUUAAGGAAAGCUCAGAAAAACAAAAGCAAAGAUUCAUCAAAUGGACCAAGUGCUGUGAGGAAUGGUGCUGAUGAUUCUUUUGGAGAAAAUAGAAAGUCCAAGAAGGCUUAUAAGAAGGAUGGCCAUUCAACAAAUAAAAAAAGAAAGUUGAUGCAAGAGGUUCAAGAGGUUGUUGCAGAUGAAUCUUUAAAAGGAGGAAAAACAAAGUCUAAGAAGGCUUUUAAGAAAGAUAGCCAUUCUACAAAUAAAAAAAGCAGGUUGGCAAAAGAGGUGCAUGAAGAUGCACUGCCUAAUGUGUAUCAAAUCUCAUCAGGAGAGGAAGAUGACUCUAAAGGGAUGAAAAAGUGGAUUCAUGAAUUCCAUGAGAGGAGACCUGGACUGAAGGUUCUACAAGAACGGAUUGACGACUUUAUCACUGUGCACGAGGAGCAAGAAGAAGAGCUAAGAAAAGAGAGAGAAGCCAAACUUAGUGAGGUCGGGUGGACUGUUGUCGUUCAUCGUAAGGGCGGGAAAAGGACUACUGAUCCUGAAAGCGGUGUUGCAGUGGGCUCUGUGGCAGAGGCUGCUGUGCGUGACAGAAUGGACAAGAAAAAGAGCAAGGAUUUUAGACUAGAUUUCUACCGAUUCCAGAGGAAAGAAGCCCACAGGAGUGAGGUUAUGAAGCUACAAAGUAAAUUUGAGGAGGACAAGAAAUGGAUUCAACAACUCAGAGCUGCUCGGAAGUUUAGACCUUAUUGAAGACUUUCGUUCAAUCGCAGAGUUACUGGAGUGCAAGGUCUUGAUAACAACUCGGAGCAUUUGUCUUGCUUGGGUAUCUACCUGUCUUGAAUCUGAAUAAUCUGGUUAGAACUAAUUGAGAUCGAGUGAUCCAAGCUACAUACUUGAGUUAACGGUCAUUGUCAGCUUUAGACUUAAGAUGGUAUCCGAAACCUAGUCGGAGUGGAGUAGAGAUCACAAGAGAAACACAAUACUGAAACUACAUUUUGAAUAUACAAGUAUGUUGACUGGUGAUUAGUUGUACUAUUAAAUUGAGCUGGUGAUUGGUUGGCUGUUGUUGUAUACUAAAAUAAUAAGAUGACACCAACCCAGAUAGAUUAUCAGAUAUUCACAUGCAUUUAUGUUUUUGGUACCUCCAUCAGUGCUGUUUUUGACUCUUUUAAGGAUCUUGAUUUUUGGGUUAGAUGACACAAUACAUGCUUAUGCUAAAUCAUGCAUUAGACAUGUACUAAUAAACAAUUCUUUUUAGUAAAAUUAAUUUAUGUUUGAGUAA